AUGAAGGAGUCAUAUCUUCCGAUAUCCCGAGAGAGAGAUCAGACAGAGAGGGAACAGAUGGAGAUCAUCAAAAGCAGAGUGCUCAUUGUAGGGGGGACUGGGUACUUGGGAAAGAGAUUGGUGAAGGCAAGUUUAGGUCAGGGUCAUGAAACAUACGUACUCUAUAGGCCAGAGAUAGGUGUUGAUAUUGAAAAGGUUCAAAUGUUAUUGUCAUUCAAGGGGCAAGGAGCCCAUCUUGUUCAAGGUUCUUUCAAUGAUCAGAAAAGCCUUGUCAAUGCAGUUAAAUUAGUUGAUGUAGUCAUCUGUGCAAUUUCUGGUGUCCAUAUUAGGAGCCACCAAAUCCUCCUCCAACUCAAGCUUGUUGAUGCUAUCAAAGAGGCUGGAAAUGUUAAGAGAUUUUUGCCCUCCGAAUUUGGCACUGAUCCUGCUACCAUGGAGAAUGCUAUGGAACCUGGAAGAAUUACAUUUGACGAUAAAAUGGUUGUUAGGAGAGCAAUUGAAGAUGCUGGGAUUCCUUUUACGUAUGUUUCUGCAAACUGCUUUGCUGGUUACUUUCUUGGAGGUUUGUGUCAACCUGGAUACAUCAUUCCUUCAAGAGAACAUGUAUCCAUACUGGGAGACGGCAAUGAAAAGGCAAUUUAUGUUGAUGAAGAUGACAUAGCCACGUACACUAUCAAGACAAUAGACGACCCUCGGACUCUGAACAAGACAAUGUACAUUAGGCCACCCAAAAACAUACUCUCUCAAAGAGAAGUAGUUCAUAUAUGGGAGCAACUCAUCGGGAAACAGCUGCGUAAAUCUUCAAUUUCCACGGAAGAGUUCCUAGCUUCCAUGAGAGAACAAGAUUAUGCUGAGCAAGUUGGAUUGACACAUUACUACCAUGUUUGUUACAAGGGAUGCCUUACGAAGUUUGAAAUUGGUGAUAAAGGAGAGGACGCUUCGAUGCUUUAUCCAAAAGUCAAGUACACCACAGUGGAGGAGUACAUGAAACGUUACCUAUAA
Molecule: messenger RNA, 1002 nt
Organism: Dovyalis caffra
Lineage: Eukaryota; Viridiplantae; Streptophyta; Magnoliopsida; Malpighiales; Salicaceae
Source: the annotation of a GenBank genome assembly